Saccostrea cuccullata (small rock oyster) is the source of this 1452-nucleotide messenger RNA. Its product is annotated as olfactory receptor 1E16-like. NCBI's taxonomy places the organism in Eukaryota, Metazoa, Mollusca, Bivalvia, Ostreida, Ostreidae. The transcript has a single exon. Gene Ontology annotation, molecular function: G protein-coupled receptor activity. Gene Ontology annotation, biological process: G protein-coupled receptor signaling pathway. Gene Ontology annotation, cellular component: plasma membrane. The record is from RefSeq and is a predicted model, not a curated record. Bases 8 to 1042 code for a protein of 344 amino acids.
ACUUCAGAUGGCAUCUGAUGAAAGAAGGCUUUUGGGAAACACAUCCAUUGCUGCCGAAUGGAAUUCAUUGAAACUUUACGAAGAUACGAUACAGAAUGAUAUCAGUUCAUUUUGGCAUUACGUGCCGGAAGAAGAAAUUUCUGAGCAGAGCUGGAACAAAACACAGAACCAGUCUGAUGUUUCAUUCAAAUUCUUUUUGUUUGGUUCCUGUAGUAGUAAACUCACAUCAGAAAUGUUUCAUAAAUCAAUUGUGCUACUGGGAUUGAUUAUUGGAUUCCUGGGGCUCGUGGGAAAUGUUGUCACCGUCUUCAAAAUUUUGUACGAUAAAAAGUUCCAUACACCAACAUUCGUCGUCAUUGGAUGCAUUGCAUUUUCAGAUCUUCUCUUUAUCGUCUUCACGUUUGUUUUAAAAUUUUCCAACUUGCCUUACUAUAUUUUCUCCCAAAGUUAUAACGGCUUUAUUACUGUGCGGAUUUUAUAUGGGACGAUUUUCUAUAGUUCAGUUACACACAUUGUACUCCUUUCUGUAAUUAGAUAUUUAUUAAUAGCCUAUCCGUUACAGAGUAAAAUACAACUUACGCCGGCAGUUAUCGUAAGGUGUUCUUUAGUGGUUUGGGUUUUUAGUUCACUGUUUUCAGCAUUGAUAUCAAUACCAUUGAUGGUUGACUCUAUUAAAACAUUGAGUAUGCUUCUAAUAAGAAUAACAUAUUCAGGGUUAUGUAUUUGUGCAAUCCUGACUUUGCAUAUUUUGAAGAUGAAAGCCCUUAGAAAAUCUUCUAUUCCUACCAGUGUCAGCAGAAAAAUGAAUGUAAUAAUUCUUAUUAUAUUAUUAGUUUUUAUCUGCUAUCAAAUUGCAUACAUUGUAUUCAAGUCUGCUUCAAUCAUGUUAAAUAUUGAAACAAUUUCAAUGAAUUAUUUUGUUUAUAUAACUGACGUCUUCUUUAUCAUUGGUAAUCUUAACUACUCCUGUAAUCCUUAUAUACUUUUCUUUGCCUCAAUUUUAUGCUCACGCAGAAAACGUAAUCAAAUGAAACGCACGUAAAUACAUGUAGUAAUAUUGAUAGGGUUUUUUUAAGAUUGCUGUAGAUUGCAUUUUGAGAGUAUAACUGCUCUAGUGAAUAAAUCCUCGGGUUACAUGUGCCAUUUAGAAAUAAAAAAUAUUGCAAGAGGGGUUGUUUUCCCUUAAAUUCUACAUAAAUGUCUUGUGCUUAUUUGAAUGAGAAGAUCUAGCAUUGGUUUGGGCAUAUAGCUGCAAUGAACAAGUAGUGCACUUCACGUUUAAGAUACAAUUGUCCAAAUAGAUUUUCUCUUUUUCAGUUUUGUCGUGUUUCGUAAAACAGUAGACAUGCAAACUCUUCAUUGUCAUAUCAUGAGAUUUGCUCGUUAAUAAGAACUUUAAAAAUAAAGCGGUAAUACAUUAAGCAGUUAUAUGUUGGCAAUCUAAUGAAAUUU